This is a messenger RNA of Aspergillus pseudonomiae, 1983 nucleotides long. RefSeq names its product sugar phosphate isomerase/epimerase family protein. The record is from RefSeq and is a predicted model, not a curated record. Lineage: Eukaryota; Fungi; Ascomycota; Eurotiomycetes; Eurotiales; Aspergillaceae. The coding region runs from base 508 to 1608 and encodes 366 amino acids. The transcript has a single exon.
AAGGCCAAGCGAAGCUUCAUUGCCGAGGAGAGACCUUAAUCUACUCGUCGCAAUUGGUUUGGGGGUUACAGAGCUCACAGCCGGUUAAAUGCGGCGGGGAAAGCGCUUUGCCGGCGGUUCUUCUCUUAGUGUUUCCUGCGGUGGAACCCCGGCCCUACUGCAUUGGGAGAGUUAUCUUCCAUAAUACAAGCACAAGAAUGGCCUUGUGAAUCGUUCUUCCAGGGCAGGGUGAAAUUAAAAUGUAUUUAUUAAUAACACAAAGACCAGCGCGCAGGGAGAGAUCAAGUGUGCUAUGGGAUGCUGUGAUUAAUACCUACGUCAACUGAACACGAGACAUUAAAUGACGCGGCAGUUAGCGUGUCUUUAACAGUUUCAUACUUUGUUCUCACCUCUAAGUGAAUUGGGAUCGCGGCCACAUCCUUCUCUUAUAACUACUCUACUGCUCUCUUCAUCUACUGCUUCCUUCUUUCUCUGUGUCUCCUAUUAUUACAGCAACUGCUUUUCACAAUGCCUAACCGUCUCGGAAUUGGUUCCAUGUCCCUGGGGCGCCCGGGGAUCCAUGAUCUGCCAACCAAGCUGCACCAGGCCUCCCAAUUCGGUUACAAGGGUAUUGAGCUGUUUUUUGACGAUCUUGACCACUUGGCGAAGUUGCUUUAUGAUGGAGAUCAUAUUUCUGCUGCUCACCAUGUACGCCAGCUUUGUGUUUCGCUGGACCUCUCUAUCAUCUGUCUGCAGCCCUUUUGGCACUACGAGGGACUUCUGGACCGCACUGAGCAUGAGCGUCUCCUCACUGAAAAACUUCCCAAGUGGUUUGAGCUCGCACGCAUUCUGGACACAGAUCUCAUCCAGAUUCCAUCUAACUUCCUCCCCGCAGAUGCUGAGACCGGCCAGCCCCGGACCACAGGUGACAUGUCCAUCAUUGUCUCAGAUCUUCAGGAGAUCGCCGAUCUUGGCCUUCAGCAGUCUCCCCCUUUCCGUUUCGUCUACGAAGCCCUAGCAUGGGGUAAUCACAUCAACAAAUGGGAAGACUCCUAUGAAGUUGUAGAGCGGGUCAACCGUCCAAACUUUGGAGUUUGUCUUGACACCUUCAAUAUCGCCGGAAGGGUGUAUGCCGAUCCCACAUCUCCCACAGGGAAGACACCUAAUGCGGAUGUCGAACUCCAAGCGUCUAUAGCACGCCUGCGAUCUCGCAUCGACCUUUCAAAGGUUUUCUAUGUUCAAAUCGUCGAUGGUGAACGCCUAAGUGCUCCUUUGGACGAAUCUCACCCAUUCUAUGUCAAGGGUCAGCCCGCCCGCAUGAACUGGUCGCGUAACGCACGCCUGUUUGCCUUCGAAGAGGACCGUGGUGGAUACUUGCCCGUCUUGGAUGUCGCUAAAGCCUUCUUUGAUAUCGGCUUCGAGGGCUGGGUUUCCCUGGAAUUGUUCAACAGAAGCCUGGCUGAUCCUGAUCCAUCUACGCCUCGCAAUCACGCCAAAAGAGGUUUCGAGUCGUGGAAGAAACUAGUUGCUGCCUUGAAGCUGAAUACCGGCGAUGCUUCCUCGGUGUAUGGUCUUGACGGUACAGUUUCACCAUCGACUUCCGCUUUGCCUGUGCAGCAUCGUCUUUAGCAUCGCUUUCGGCUUCUUUAAGCUUUUUUCUUUCUUUCUUCCACUUCAGGCGUUGGUUUUAACGGGUUUAAUUAUUUGGCAUAUCUGUCCUCUCAUGGCAUCUUCACAGCGUAUGUCCUCUAAGUUGUUUCUUCCUGGCCUUAUGGCCUGUAAUGAUUGUACAUUAUGAUAGAAAUACCCGAAUGGAAACAGUUAGCAGGCCUCCUGUCAAUAACUGCUCAUGUUGCCAUAUAUUCUCCUGAUAAACGCGGGAGAGUGUAAUUCUCAGCUUCCAAAAUAAUAUCUUCCCAACGCAAACUGCUUGAAUUCGACAUGACUUACGUGAGACUGUCACGCUCGAGUUCAAUUUCUCUGGUGAACUUGCCUGCUGGUCAC